Neomonachus schauinslandi (Hawaiian monk seal) is the source of this 1602-nucleotide messenger RNA. RefSeq names its product SH3 domain binding protein 5 (gene SH3BP5). Lineage: Eukaryota; Metazoa; Chordata; Mammalia; Carnivora; Phocidae. Gene Ontology annotation, biological process: negative regulation of protein tyrosine kinase activity; intracellular signal transduction. The record is from RefSeq and is a predicted model, not a curated record. Bases 157 to 1509 code for a protein of 450 amino acids. Gene Ontology annotation, molecular function: protein kinase inhibitor activity. The transcript is spliced from 9 exons. Gene Ontology annotation, cellular component: cytoplasm.
GGAUCCGCAUCGGCGAGCGGCGCCUCCCCGGUGUCGGCCGCGGCGCCUCCGGACUGUGCCGGGCUGGGGCGAGACUGCUCUGGCCGAGCCUGCGGCGGCUGCCACCCCUCCAGACGCUCCGAAGUCCGCCGCGCGGUUCGCGUUCCGGCUGCCCCUAUGGACGCGGCGCUGAAGCGGAGCCGCUCGGAGGAGCCCUCAGAGCUCCCGCCGUCGGCCCGGGACUUGGAGGAGGAGGAAGAAGAGGGGAUGGAACAGGGGCUAGAGGAGGAAGAAGAGGUGGACCCCCGGAUCCAGGGAGAACUGGAGAAGUUAAAUCAAUCCACGGAUGACAUCAACAGACGGGAGACUGAACUUGAGGAUGCUCGUCAGAAGUUCCGCUCUGUUCUGGUGGAAGCAACGGUGAGACUGGACGAACUGGUGAAGAAAAUUGGCAAAGCCGUGGAGGACUCGAAGCCCUAUUGGGAGGCGCGCAGGGUGGCGAGGCAGGCUCAGCUGGAAGCUCAGAAAGCCACGCAGGACUUCCAGAGGGCCACGGAGGUGCUCCGUGCAGCCAAGGAAACCAUCUCCCUGGCUGAGCAGCGGCUGCUGGAGGAUGACAAACGGCAGUUCGACUCAGCCUGGCAGGAGAUGCUGAAUCACGCCACCCAGAGGGUCAUGGAGGCGGAGCAGACCAAGACGAGGAGCGAGCUGGUGCACAAGGAGACAGCGGCCGGGUACACCGCGGCCAUGGGCCGCAUGCGACAGCUGGAGAAGAAACUCAAGAGAGCCAUCAGCAAGUCCAAGCCUUAUUUUGAACUCAAGGCCAAGUACUACGUGCAGCUUGAGCAACUGAAGAAGACCGUGGAUGACCUGCAGGCCAAACUGGCCCUGGCGAAAGGCGAGUACAAGACGGCCCUGAAGAACCUGGAGAUGAUCUCGGACGAGAUCCACGAGCGGCGACGCUCCAGUGCCAUGGGGCCUCGGGGCUGCGGUGUGGGGGCUGAGGGCAGUGGCACGUCUGUGGAGGACCUGUCAGGGAGCAAGCCUGAGCCAGAUGCCGUUUCUGUGGCCUCCGAGGCCUUUGAAGACGACAACUGCAGCAACUUCGUGUCUGAGGACGACUCGGAAACCCAGUCGGUGUCCAGCUUUAGUUCGGGGCCAACGAGCCCGUCCGAGAUGCCUGACCAGUUCCCCGCAGCUGUGAGGCCUGGCAGCCUGGACCUGCCCAGCCCCGUGUCUCUGUCGGAGUUUGGGCUGAUGUUCCCGGUACUGGGCCCUCGCAGUGAAUGCAGUGGAGCCUCCUCCCCCGAAUGUGAGGUAGAACGAGGAGACAGGGCAGAAGGGGCAGAGAAUAAAACGAGUGACAAAGCCAACAACAACCGAGGCCUCGGCAGCGGCGGCAGCAAGAGCCAGAGUAGCACCGCCCGCGAGGGCCAGGCCCUGGAGAACAGGAUGAAGCAGCUCUCCCUGCAGUGCUCAAAGGGAAGAGACGGGGUUAUUGCUGACAUACAGAUGGUGCAGAUUGGCUGAUCCCUGCAAAGCCCUGGCCCAAGUGCAGAGCAGUAUUUAUACACGAAGCUGUAUGGAGAACAUUGUGCCAAUAAUCAUUUACUGUAUGCCAAA